This is a messenger RNA of Pleuronectes platessa (European plaice), 2433 nucleotides long. RefSeq lists its product as uncharacterized. NCBI's taxonomy places the organism in Eukaryota, Metazoa, Chordata, Actinopteri, Pleuronectiformes, Pleuronectidae. Bases 489 to 749 code for a protein of 86 amino acids. Gene Ontology annotation, biological process: negative regulation of protein kinase activity. Gene Ontology annotation, molecular function: calcium-dependent protein kinase inhibitor activity; protein kinase binding. The transcript has 3 exons. The record is from RefSeq and is a predicted model, not a curated record.
UCCAAAAACUUUGGCACACCUCCGCUGCAAUAACCCGAGGUGUCAGCACUGUCGCUAUCAUCAGCCCCGGCGGUGACGUGCACAUGCCGCCGUGAGUCAGGACACAAUGCGAGGAAAUCCCCGAGGCCGAGAACACGACGAGAGGUCCCUUUAAAUCGACGCUUCCUCGGUGUGGUGCCAGGAGAGAGAGAGAGAGCGAGCGAGACAGAGCGAGAGAGAGAGAGAGAGAGAGAGAGCGAGAGAGCUCCGAUAAACAACAACACAGUUCUCCGAGCAGCGUUUGGCGGAUCCAGCUCUGAACUGCGGCCUCAGCGAGAAAGAGGCACGGAGGACUUUCUCCCUCUCGCUCCCCAGCGGGUUGUCGUGCUGUCCAUACAUUCGUUGUUCGAUGCCAUUGCGGAAGUGAGCGGCUCCACAGACACGACGCAGCGACGCCUGGAGUGGGAGGACAUCUAGCGGCCGAUCAGGAGAGGAGCCGUGCGGCGGAGAUGUACGGAGCUUCAGGUAUCCCCGAGCUCAUCCCGCCCGCUGGGCCGCCCCGGCAGCCCGGCGCGGCAGGCCAGUACAACCCGGGACACCCCCAGGUCAACGGGCAUGGCGGCGGGUCCAACCCGCAGAGACUCGGACAGAGGGCGCCCAAACUGGGCCAGAUCGGUCGGUCCAAGAAAGUGGAUUUGGACGACGAAGACGUGGACGACAUCAUGAACAACAACGGGCAGUGUCCCGUCUCCCUCUCUCCCAUCUCCUAAACUUCACCGCGAAGUGCCAAAAAAAAGAAAAAAAGAGUGAAGCAGCCCCCCCCCACCCACCUCAGCGGGAGAGACUCCAAACCUCCACGUCGGCCGAUCUUGGCCUCGAUCGCGUCAAGUGUCCUACUGGAAGUGUCUGAUGGCUCAGCGCGGCACAAAGAGCGGCUCGUUUAGCGCCGGCCGAAGCCUCUGAUUGUAUAUAGUGUUUAUUUAACUUUGGUCAUACUGUGAAGUAAUUGUAUUGCAUCCGCACACACACAAACACACACACAUAUAGACUAUCAGGAUUAUGAGUGGGAUGUGGAGGAGAGCGUGUAUAUUUUUUUCAGAGCUUCUCAGAAAAAGGGCUACAUUUCUAAAGUUGCACUGAGCAGGCCGGUGAGAGGACGAGCGGCGUCUCGCCUGAAUGUUCACCGGCCGGGGUUACUGAUUUGUACGGCGGGGGGGGGGGGGGGGGUAACACACGCCUGUUAAUGUGUAUCACGCAGGUAAAACAUUAAGCUUUGGUUGUGCAAUGACUAUCCUUCUCUACUCUCACACUGAUGCAAGCGCUGUACUAUUUUUCCAGUGGAUGAAAGCUCGCUAUUUAUAAAAGAUGAAGAAGAAGAAGAAGAAAACGACUACUGCUAAUUAUUUAAACCAACUGAGACACUUUCUCGUGUUGUUAUGGCUUCUUCGUUCUCGCUUCUGGACGGAUACUGCUUAUCCGUUCCCGUGCGACUUGAGAUUUUACUAUGUUUUCCAAAUGGUGCACUUUGUGGGAAUGCCUGUUAUGUGCAGUGACAUGUUGCAGAAUUCUAUGCAUGGAGUCUGUGCAAAGCAUCAGUGACCGGUUCUCCUGCUGCCAAGGGCUAGCUGUGUGUGGGCAGGGUUUCAGACCACGCCACAGUUUUGGCUCUUUUUAGAUGGCGCUGAGUCGCUGGAGCUGGAUCUGCAGACUCAGCGGUUAAAUAUCACAAACAACAACACAAGGUUGUGUUUUUGUUUCCGACGCCGGGGUUUCCCAGUAGUCGGCUGCACCUAUGUGAUAACAGGUCAUGGAAAUUCCUCAAUGUUUGGAAGAAAAAAAAUAGCCGGAUGCCAAAUUAUAUGUAAUAUAUUUACAACAGAUGAUUGUUGAGCUGCUCCUACUGGGCGUCAUAGGGAAUUGCAGGUUCAGGUUGACUGUUUGAAGAUUAGGUCAACCGUCGCUUUACAAUUGCUGUAUGGGAUCCUGACAGCAAGCAGCCUAGGAUUAGCUCGUGUUGCUGAGACAAUCUCAACCUUGAUUUAUAUUUUUAAAUGGUGAUUGCAGUGGACCUCGGAGUGACAUAAUGUCUGUAAAGGAUCAGGCUGAUGUCGCGUUACUUGGUUGACUGUGGAAUUGUUACUAGUUCACUUUGCGUGGCGGAAGCGCUGCGUUCUACUCACUCAGCUUCUUCUCCGACUCGGAGGUCGUCGUUCAGGAUUUUUUCGCGGCCGCCGUUUGCAUGGAACCGGCCGACGUCUCGUGAAGCGAUCUCGCGAAAUAUAUAAAGACAAAUCUUCGUGGUAUCUUUGCAAUUUUGUGUUAUGUUAAGUGAAUGUACUUAAACAUGGCUGAUUUGCAAGUUUUUUUUCUCUCUGUUGUUCUGAUGCACUUUUGUCCGUUGUGUUCUGAAACAGCGAAAUGCAGUGAUUGAUACUUAAAAAUGCAUCUACCUGA